UUCCACUUCCAGAAUUACAACUCAACUAAGUUAAAACCAGGGAGCAUGUAAGAAAACUUCAGAGGCUGGAGAGUUUCCUUUGAUAAUUAUUUAAACUUUGUGACUAUCACCUUCAUUAGAAUUUUAGUGUUGAAGUUGACAGGUAGAUUUUUGGGAACAGGCAAACCUCCAGUUACGAAAACUAUCUAUCAACCCACUAUAUCUUGUCCUUUGCUCCCUACCCCAAUAAGCACUUGUUUGAAGAUACAAUUCAAGCUUUUUUGAUUCCAGAAGUUGGCAUCACAAAGUGCUAAAGCAUUUAGAGGUUGGUUCAGGCAACCGCUUUUGAAAUCCUGCCUUCCAGCAUCUUUUCACCUACUCGUACCCACAUUCAAGGUGUGAAAAUCAGAAAGUUCAAGAGCCAAGAAAAUUGAAGUGAAUUUCAAAUAAUCCUACUAUUGAAUUUUCCCACUAAAGAUAGAGUAGUUUUGUCCCACUAAAGUAGUUUUGUUGUUGAACUUUUCUUUAAACUUUUUGUUUUAUUUUGUUCAAAUGCUCAGUACAUUGCUGCCUCUCUGAGUCAGUUCAACACUCAACCAGUUAAAAUGUUUGGAAUAAAAUGUCAUCAAGAUUUUCUUCUCAUCAUGUAGAUCUAAAGAUAAGCACCGAACAACUUCACAGUUAUGCGGGAACUUGCAUCCUAUCAUCAGCUCUGUAAUAGUGGACUUGAGUUGUCUCCAGUCCCUGGAGCAAGCUCUGACACAUCAUCUCCUCGGUCAAGCACUACAGAAGAUGAUUUACAUGAAGUCAACUAUUCAGAGCAAGGUGCUUGUAACACCACCAAACCCAUAUACAACUUUUCAAUUCCAGACUUCAUAAAACAUGAACGACAGCCUGCUCCAUCAGCUGCCAAUAACAUAACUACAAGUCAGCCAUCAGCACUGCCAGACAGGACUGGUAACACUAGGGAUACGAAAAGGAGACAUGACGAUAUAGACUCGGUUGAAGCUGUUCAAGUUGGCGAAUUACCCCGCACCAACAGCAGAUCUUCUUGUAGAAAAAAUAAAAGGAGACGAGUAGAUCAAACAGGAAAUGCACACAACCCAGAUUUUAUUGAUCUCACUGACGUUACAGACCAAGACGAAGCAGCGUCGGUCAGGGUUCUAGAAGAAAUCAAUCACAGUCCUUAUCUGGAUUCCUCUAUUGUUCUCGAUGCCAACAGACCUCCAUCUGACAGACGGCAGCAAACAGCAAACUCAUAUGAAUCUGUUGCCGAAAAUCUUCAGCGCUUCAGAAGGACACUGCGCGAAACUUUGAUUCGAAGAGAGGCCAAUGCCAGGGAGUCAAGGAUGUUCAAUCGGUUAUCACACCCCUCAAACCCAUGUACAGAUGCACCACGAGUCAUUUCAGACGGUCCCGCUUACACCCCGCAAAGGGACAUCGGUCCACAUCAAGUGAUUGGGAAUCCGCCAUCUUUCGACUUCAGGAAUGCAGAACCUCCAGUUAUUACUUUAGAUGAAGAAGCCGAAACUCCUACGCGGAACAGGGACCAUGAAGUUACCCGGAUGUUGUUAGAGGAUUCAUUGUAUUCGCUGCCUUUUGUCGCACCCUAUCAGAAUCGACUUGCUCCACCAUUAGAAACUAUAGAAGAAGACAUUGAUCGACGUGAAGAACGACGGCGCGAAAAUGAAAAUCACGUGCACCGCUUACGUCAACAAACGCAAGAGCGAAUCAAUCACGUUCGUAAUAGAAUAUCGAGGCUGGAGCAGCAUGUGAACAGUAGCAGCAACAACAACAAUAGAAAUGGAUUCUUCAUAAGAAUAUCGGAUUCCCCGCAAGAAAAUAGGAGUGCAGAGGACGAAGUUGAGUUUCUUAGGGAAUUGAGACCUCCACAAAAUACAUCGACGAUGUCAGCAAGACCAAACGAGGCCCAUGCUAGCAGCCAUUCAAACCUUGCGUGGAGUCAUUUAUCGCGAAGACGACGAUUUUCCAACCUUUUCUCAACUGCGAAUUUAGGUGUUCCUGAUUUUUUGUUUCCAUAUGUUCAUUUCAUAAAUCCAUCAGCCACGCCGAGAUUGCACCAUUUCCCAUCAACAUUUUAUGAUGAGGGCGAGGAUUAUGAGGCGCUGUGGACCCUUGCCGAGCGUAUAGGACCUGCGAAGCCAAGAGGCCUUAGCAAGACUGAAAUCGAUAGAAUCCACGCCUUCCGAUACAGUGCAUCGAAAGCAGAUGAGACGAACUCCACUUGUGUUGUAUGCAUGAGUGAAUACAGCUACAAAGAGAAGAUCAGAAAACUCCCAUGCACGCACGAUUUCCAUUCGAAAUGCAUCGAUAAAUGGCUUAAGUCGAACAAAACUUGCCCCGUUUGCCGCGACGAAGUGAGAUGCAUGUGAAUGGAAACUUCUUCAAUUGGCUAAUGUUGCUUUGUUACGUGACGUCAUUGGAUUGAAGGAGAAUUUGGUCUAUUGCAAUGCGGCGCUGUCGAUUUUCUUUUUACGGUGGAGCACCUAUCCUGCAAAAAGAGCAUAUUCCUACAAAUGACUGUGCAUACGUCUAUUUUAAUUAUUCAAAACUUGCUUAACGAUAAAUUUUGUUAUUUUGUAAUUAAUACGCGCAGACAGAAACUCUUCCAUUCUUUUUACUGUCAGUUGACUCUUAGAAUUAGGAUUGAGAAGCAUCCAUAAUGCCAUGGUCCCUAGAAGUAUGUUUGGCAGUUAGGCAGAUGACGUUACUUCAUUUAUAGAGUGUUUUAAGAAAACUGCUUUGGAUUUAUUGUACUCAGUUUACAGGUGACCACGUUCAUAGUCCGUAACCAUGUUUUUAAUAUGUUGACGUGUUUAAACCGAAAGUCUCCAAAUCAACUUAUUUUGUUAUUAAUAUUGCAUUUUUUAAUGCCAAUAAAGUUUUCCAUUUGUUCAAGUACUUAGCUACAUUUUCACCCAUUAAAUUUAUCGUUAGCCUUACAUUGUGCAAGAGAACCCCUUCCCAUUGCUGAUUAGCUUUAUUUCUGUAACACAAGAAACCCCUCCCUUCUUCAAGCCAUUUUGCGGCAUCAAGUCGGGCAACUGCUCACAAAUGCUGUCUGAAAGUCGAGUUUUCCUUGCCAAGGAAUUGCCGAGUUUAGUUAAACGUGUCUUGCUUCCGGCUGUUCCAUCACCUCUGAUUAUCAAAAAAUUUAAUAUCUUUAAAUAGGGUUUGUUAUUCAAAAGAAAUGGUAUUUAUCAUUGUUAAUGUUUUACUAGUCUACUUACCUCUGUUAUUGAUGUGUAACCAUAAAAAUGGCUAGAAUAUGAAAGGAAGUCGAAUGCAGUAUGGUGCGUGCUCUGAUGUCAUUGCAUAUUGGAUGCGAGACGCGUUGCGAGUUAUGAUUUGUAGGAUGUCUUUAAAGAAUUUCUCUGUAAAGGUCGUGAGAUCGUGUAUAAUUGUUUUGCUGUGAAUCCAGCCUGCGUGUAAAUUUGGAACGUCGUUAUUGUACGUUUUGCUAACACACUAGCCCGUGUGGUACAGUGUAAACGAAACUUUGAAACUUUGUCCUUUGCAAAAGGAGUGAUUUGUUGUUGUGAAGCUGGGCAGUUGUUCUCAGAAAUUUUAUUGAAACACUGAAGGACUUAUCAAAACUGGAGUUACAUUAUCACUGAUGGCAGAACUAGUAGAACACUCAUGGUUUGUUUUAUCCUUAUAUGACCCCAUUCUCCCAAUUAACUGGUUGAUUCUACUGUAAGUCAACCUCUGCAAACAUACAUUUCAUUCAUACCCCAGCUUUCACCCAGUAUAAAGUAUGUCAAAACAAAGAUAUCAUUACAUAGUUCAACCCAGGUCCAAUUAGCUUAAUAUUGAUUGGCGUUCGUUCCCUAUUUUCAACCCCCUGCUUUUGCAAAUGAAAGAACUUCCCCCACUAUCUAAUGCCUCGAGAACAACUGGCAUUGUAUGUAUCUCAGCAUAUUUGUGUAUAACUGUUAAUACUGGAUGCUCAAGCUUUCAUGAGGUUAUUAAGAAAUUUUCAUGAGGUUACUAAGAAAGUUCUCAGCCAUUUGUAAAAUCAGGUUAAGUUUCAAAAGUCGUUUGAGCAAUGUAUAUAUAAGGAGCAAUUUUUCAAAUAAUUUUCCAUUUCGUAAGCCUCAGAUACACCCGAAAUGUCUGUUUUUGAUAGGUUAGUUCCUUCAUUAUACCCAGAAAAGUCUUUUCAUCCCUGAAAAUGCUUAUGUUGUAAAAUACAAGAUUUGUGCAUCUUUUCGACAAAGUUGGUUUUGCAGUCACUUCGAGUGAGGAUAUCCUGUAACAGCCAAGAGGUAGCUUGUGGGUUGGCGUAAAAAGGACUCUAAGGAAAGUAUGCCGAGACUUCGAAAGCUUAUUCGUACCAAUUCUAUAAAUAGCAGUUUGGUUCCCAUUUCAAUUUACGAAAAUAGGUAUUAUUAUGUAUAUAGCAUCUUGGUAUGUAUUUUGAAAUCUUAUAUUAAUGAUUGUAAAAAUCUAAUUUUGCAAUAUAUAUAGCACUGUUGUUGAAAUCAUUAUGUUUAGUUUUCUUUUAGUUGCCUUCCAUUGUUUCCCACGUUGGGAAAUCCUU
Molecule: messenger RNA, 4543 nt
Organism: Rhopilema esculentum
Lineage: Eukaryota; Metazoa; Cnidaria; Scyphozoa; Rhizostomeae; Rhizostomatidae
Biological process (GO): protein ubiquitination
Molecular function (GO): ubiquitin protein ligase activity
Source: RefSeq, a predicted model, not a curated record